AUGACAAAAUAUUUAUCAUUUUGCAGCAAGGGGUCAAUUGUCAACAACAUUGAGCUUGCAUUUAGCUCAACAUCAAGUGAAAACAACACAGAUGUUGCUGAUGUCUUGAUUAAUGCAGGAUCAAACAUCACAGAAUUCACCAUUGACAAAAACUCCAUCACUGUGCUUGAUGAAACUAUUCUUUCAUUAACAACUACCCAAGCUGACACACUAGCAACUACCCCAGUGACACUUUUACCUGUGCCUCCAAAUACAUCCACUGUCCAAGUCACUUCUUUAAGAACCAUUGAAACAUCUCAAACUGUAGGAACACCAGAAGUUAAUACACCUCAGAAAGCUACAAACACACCUUCAUCACCUUUAUCUGUACCAACAAUUGAAAAUGUUAAAACAACAACAACCACAUCAGCAACUGCUGCAUUUGACAAAACAACAACACAAGUGAUUUCUUCAACAACCCCUAAAGCCAUAUCGAGCUCAGUAACACAAGAACAUACCAUAACUUCUACACCUAUAGCUACAUUGGCUUCAAUAACAAAGCAAACGGGUAUUGCAACUGCUGGGGCUUUAACCACAUUAGAAAACCCAAGUACAUCAACAACCACAAUGGGCAUAAAUACAACAGAAAAUAGGUCUCCAUCCACAAUUAAAACUACCGUUACCACUCUGCCUAUAGAAAACACCACACCUUAUCUACAAUCAAACGGGCUCACAUCAGCUUCUCCUUCACCAACGAAAGAAGAUUUUGCCAAAACAAUCAACAUUACAUCAACCACCUUUGAAGCUGAAAAGACAAAUGCAGCUAAAGCUACCUCAACCACAGUACCAGAACAGCAAACUACACUAUACGAAUCAACAAGCAGACCUAUAUUGACUUCCAUUGCUCCAACAAAUAAAUAUGGUGCCACAAACACCACUGCUGCAUCAACCACCGUUGAAGCUGUAAAGACAACUGCAAUAUUUGACCAAUCAACAGUUGAAGUCACUUCUCCAACCACAGCUGAAGCUACCUUCACUACAAUACCAAAAGAACAAACCACACCGUACGAUUCAACAAGCACUGCUAAAUUGACUUCAGCUGCUACAAUAACAAAAGCUGUUGCCACCGCAACCACAGCUCCCUCAUCGACCUUUGAAGCUUUAGAAACAACCGCAAUAUUUGAAAAAACGACCGUUGAAGUCACUUCUCCAACAACUGAAGACACCUCCACUAAAGCAAAGCUACCUCGAGUAAAGUACCAACAGAGCACACAUCACCUGCCGAACAAACAAGCACAGCUGAAUUGA
Molecule: messenger RNA, 1287 nt
Organism: Oryzias melastigma (Indian medaka)
Lineage: Eukaryota; Metazoa; Chordata; Actinopteri; Beloniformes; Adrianichthyidae
Product: mucin-5AC
Exons: 3
Coding region: 1-1287 (428 amino acids)
Source: RefSeq, a predicted model, not a curated record